AUGGGAAGUCACCACUUCGUAGUUGGUGGAGUUGGGGAGGGAAGAAUGAGUGACGAUCUGCAAGAGACAAGUGCUGAGGUCGCUUUGAGUUCAUGCAUAGAGAGGCUUUGGGAGGCGGGGUCACGUGAGAGGGGAGGAGCCAAAGCCCUUAGAAAUAAACAAGCCUUUCUGACUUGCAUUAACCCAGAAUUUCUCCGCCUGCAACUCGCCUGGCGUAAGAGCUGUGAGCAUAUGGAAUGGAGGGAAGGGGGAUGGAAUAUAGAACAGGAAGGGGAGGUGGGGGUGUUAUAGAAUUUACUGAAUAAUUGUCAGAUGGGUGGGGCUAGGAUUGCAUAGGGUUUGCCGCUAGGAGGUUGCCUGCGUUUUAAACAAUUACAUGCCAGGCAGAAAGUGAACAGGUGAUGUUUUCCCCAACCACUUUGCCUUCAAAUGCUGCACCUGUUAAAUUUCUGCCUUGCAUUGGAAGCACACAGAAGCCCUGCCAUGAAAAAAAAAGUGGUUUUCCUGGGAAUGAGGACACUCAGCCCUUUAUUGGUGAAAUAAAAUAUACAUUGCCCUCAAUAGAGGUGUUCAAUUCAUGCCAACUAUGAAUCUGUGGCAGGAAAGUGUGGCUGUUAAGUACCUAGUGGGCUGUACUGUAUUGGUUUGCAAAGAAAUGGAGGUGGGCAAAAUCUUUCUAUUGGACUGUCUUAACUGAGGUAGGAAUAUACAGGCCUCCUGAUUUCACAGAACUCUUCAUUGCACAGAAGGGAAAGGUGGAUAUUUCCAAUGCAUAUUGGGCAAACUAGAUUAGAAAGGCAACAGAUCCGCCGGCUUGCUGUUAAUGGGAAUUUUGCAACACACACCAGACCUGGAGGUGGUUGCUCAUUGCGCCAUUAGUGUAACAUCCAAUAUGCAAAUAAAUUGUUGGUUUAUUGGGUGAUGAAUUUGCUCACGUCGUGUGAAAGUCUGAUGCAGUUCAGAUCUUUUGUAACAGGAGGACUGUGUGUGAGAGGGAGGCAGCACAAUCUUAGACGGUGAUGGGGCACCGGAACCAGGAAGAGGGCCUUCUUGGUAGUGGCGCCCACUCUGUAGAACGCCCUCCCUUCAGAUGUCAAGGAAAUAAACAACUAUCUAACUUUUAGAAGUCAUCUGAAGGCAGCCCUGUUUAGGGAAGUUUUUAAUGUCUGAUGUGUUGUUGUUGUUGUUGUUGUUGUCGUCGUCAUCAAUUCUGCUGGGAGCCACAAUGGGGUGGGGUAUAAAUUAGUAGUAGUAGUAGUAGUAGUAUUUCUAAAAACGAAGUCACUUCCUUUCUCAUUCUCUACCCGUUUCUCCUUCUCUGCCCCCUAAAGGUCUUGACUGUGAUGGUUCUGCAGAAGGAAGUCCCCAAAGUCCACAUAUUCAGCACCAGGGCAGGAGAUGUGAUUCUUCGCCCUGAUCUGAACGGCUACCUGCUCCUCUCCGGUUUGCCGACCUCGCCCUGCGCUGAGCUCUGGCCCUUGCACCCUUCCCUGCGCGGCAGCGAACACUAUUUCAGCUCCCGUUGGCACAACACCAUCUACGUCAUCCGCGACAACAAACUCCUGGAAACCCCAAACCUUCACACCGAGCCCAGCAGAGAGCCCCGUCGCCUGCACCCCAGCUGCUGCGCUGGGCAACAUUAUUUCGUUGUUUCUGGUGGCUCCUUUGGCAUAAUCUUAAGCUCGGGCACCAUGACGGCAGUCAAGGACUUGACCACAGGGGAACCAGAUCCAGACACACAGCCAGGACACCAUCAGUGGUCCAACGAGAAGAUGGGAAGCCAUCGCAGUUACCUCUACUGGCAGCUGUGGGAUAACUUCAGCGGAGAAGUCUUUUCUUUCCACCCCAGUGUCCUCAACUUCUUGCCGGGAGGUCUCGGCCUCAGCAAAGGGGACGCAUUCAAGGCCUGGGAGCUGCUGAACAUUUUCCACAACUACUCUGACAGCCCUGUCUCUAGGUUACAGGAAGUGUCCCGGAAAGUGGGCUACGCCACAGAAAAGCUGGCUGAUGUUGGGCGCAGCUGGGUGGCAACGGCCCUGCCAGAUUCUCCUGAGCCGGGCUCCAUCGCCGUGGCGCUGGCCAAGGCCCAGUUUGCGUUACCGACCGAAUGUGGCGGUGUGGGCCUGAACACAGAGCAGGAAGAAUGGGGGGAAGCCCGUGAGGUGGAGACAACCCUGACGUUCACACUACAGCCUGAAGAUGUUGCCUAUGUGUGGCAGUAUCAGCUAGGGCUAGGGAAGGAGGUCAUCUUGUUUUGCAGGGAUAUUGAGGUCACUCUUGGCUGCGACCCACCGACCAAGGUCCCCCUGCCUUCUUCAUCCUAAAUAACAGCUGGCUCCAGCUCCCCAUUGCUUUCCACCCUUUCCCCCUUAGAUGUAUUUCUGUACACUACCAACUGAUAAAUGCUGAAAUAAAUAAACAAACCAGGCAUGGGGGAACCUGCGGCCUUCACAAUGUUAGUAGAUACCAAAUCCCAUCAGCCCAGCCAGUGGUCAGGAUUGAUGGGUGUUGCAGUCCAGCAGCAUCUAGAAGGCUAAAGGUUCCUCAUCCCUGAUUGGACAGAAUUCCUGGGGAUGGUGUGUGUGUGUGUGUGUGUGUGUGUGUAUACAAAAGCUUAAUAAAAUGCUUUUAAUGCUUGCUUGAAUAGAGGGCCCAUCAAAUCUCACUACAGAUUGAGAAUUCCUUCUGUGGUUGUUUUAAUAAAUAGAUUCCCCACCCCUCCACCCUUGAUGCGGGGAAUUAGAGCAGAGUGGUCCAGAGUGGUCAGUCUUGACUCUCUAGGGUUGGCAGGUUUAUGCAGAGGGUGAAUAAACACCUAUAGGUUGGAAUGGGGUUGGAAAAGGCCCCGACAUAGAAAAGAUUAGAGGAAUAGCACAAAAAAUUAAUUAGGAGCUCAGAGCCCCAGAAAUACAUGACAUGGGCAUGUGCAAAGUGCACCUCCCUUCCCACUGAGGAACCUCUGCAUUUUAUGAUUCCACAAUACAGCCGUAUUCCUUAUUUUUUGUGUUUUAUGAUUCCUAGUGAUGAUGAUUAAUAAAUGUUGAUUAUAUAUUGAUGUUCCUUGGCUUUAUUUCAUAUGCAUUCCUAAGAAUCUGGGUUGGGGGUUGACAACUUUAUUCAUUUAUUUAUUUAAUGUAUUUUUAUUAAAGAUUUUCUUGGUUUACAAGCUCACCAAGGGGUCAAAUGAACUCAAGAGGCUUGGGGGACCCUGGAACAGCAAAACUACCAGAGAAAAGGACUGCAGCUUUCUUUCUUUUCUUGGGUAGCCAGUGUUUUACCAUGCAAGAAUGAAUUUGUGGUCUAUGACUGUGUUACAGAGCAUUGUGUGGGGCUGACUUGUCUUCCAGCCUUUGAAUUGCAGAUUUCUGUGCUGCGCUGGCUCGCCAGAUGCAGCUUGUCACGAUGGCCACGUGACUCAGAAGUGUCUGCGGACAGCGCUGGCUCCCGGCCUAUAGAGUGAGAUGAGCGCACAACCCUAGAGUCUGUCAAGACUGGCCCGUACAGGCAGGGGUACCUUUACCUUUAAAGCUAAAACAAGGGGGCGUUACUUGGUAUGUAAAACACUUGAGGUAUUGUUUCACGACACAAGUUUGCAUAUGCAACUUUAUUUGCAUAGAUGCAAAUAUAGGAUGACCGGGGUAGGUGGGGAGGAACUGGUGUGGGCCCUCAAGCUCACUGGAGGAAACUGAGCCAGCCGCUAUGGCCCCAUUCUAGCCUGGGAUUUCUGCCGCAGGGUCAGUGUCUCCAGUACCCUAGCAUGGUCUCUUGCCCACUGCAUUCUCCAAAGCUAAGCACUCGUGAACUCUGAAAACACGAAGUGCUUCGUUCUAAAGAGCAUCGAGUGAAAGUUCUGUUGCGUAUGGUGGAACUUCGCGGUGAAAACACAAAUUAAGACAUGCCAAAGGAAGCUCCAAGUUUUUCACCCGUAUAUUUGCACCGAAAAUAACAGCUCUAACUGAAAGGCAGCGUGGAGAUCUGUCUCGUUUGUUGCAAUACACAUGCCUAAUAAUCAUUGCAUAAUCUUAGCCGGUUGUAUAACCUCAGAAGGCGGGUGGCUGCGAAGGGAGGCUGCACUUUUGAAUUUGCCACCUGAAUUUGCCCACGUACACACAACCGGGCAAUGUCACACACCAACUUGCCGCCCUCCCCCCAAGCCGAACUACGUAGACUCCCCCCAACUCUCUCCGGCGACGCCCAAAGAUGGGAGGUGUGGCGGGGGUGUGGCCAACUUUUCCGCACGCCCCCCUGCGCCUGGGCUCGGCGAGGAGACACAAACAGUUCCGCGGCUUCGCUUCACGGGAAGAUCCUGAAGGGGGAGCAGAUCUAGGCGGAGAUCUGCUGAAGGGGGAGCAGAUCUCCCCCUAGAUCGCCUCCUGGGGUGGAAGCUGUCGCAAUAGAGGCCGUCCUUUGCACCUGCCCUAUGCCCCCCAAACGAUGAAGAAGCACAGAAAACCCUCCUCCCUGCCCCCAGCUCCGCUACGGGGAGCUCCGCCUACGCAUAAACUUUCCUUGUCUUUACAGCAGGGGUCAGCAAACUUUUUCAGCAGGGGGCCAAUCCACUGCCCCGUAGACCUUGUGGGGGGCCGGACUAUAUUUUGAAGAAAAAAAAUGAAUUCCUAUGCCCCACAAAUAACCCAGAGGUGCGUUUUAAAUAAAAGCACACAUUUUACUCAUGUAAAAACACCAGGCAGGCCCCACAAAUAACCCAGAGAGGUGCAUUUUAAAUAAAAGGACACAUUUUAUAUACUAAUUCCCGGACCGUCCGCCGGCCGGAUUUAGAAAGCCAUUGGGCCGAUCCGACCCCCGGGCCUUAGUUUGCCUACCCAUGCUUUACAGUGUUUGGUUUUGGGUCUCCUCCCCCUCGGGAGGGAGGAGCCGAGGAGCCCGGCCUUCUCCGCCAGCCCCUUCCGGGAAGCUGCCGUGGCCCGACUGUCAGCGACUGCAGUCCGGGAAGCCGCUGCGCCCUGGUGAAAUUGGCGCGAGAGCCUGCAAACCAGGUGAGGAUUUUCUGCAGCUGCAUUUGCUCCAACCGACCUCUGCUGCUUGUUGUCACUCGCUUGCAGGCUUCCUCUCAUGCUGUGUUGUGUGUUUGUUUUUGCCCUGCACCGCGCACCACGCAGCGGGGUGCCGUGGGGGUGUGUGAGAGAAGUUUUAGGUGUUUCUACCUGGGGGUGGGGGGCAUGGUGACGGCGGUGCUAACAACCGUGAGUUAGAAAGGCCGAAUCCUUCAAUUUUUGAAAAUUAGUCAAGGGGCGGGGGCAAAGAAAGAGAAGGAGAGAGAGGUGAUGUCAUUUAUUUAUUUGUUUGUUUGUUUUCAUGAAAGCUAUACACGGCUUGAUUGUAAAAAGGGGGGGUAGUUUCAGGUGGUUUCUAAAAAUUAUUAGAUCACUCCUAAAAGCAUGUUCGUUUCCUUCCCCAUCCCCUCCCUCCCAGCAGAAUGACUGGAAUGGGGCUUUAGAGGGUAUCUUCCUGCUUGUAGCUCCACUACACUAAUUUUGCACUGGGAAGUGGAAGAAGGGCUGUGAUUAUUAUUAACUUGUUGUGAUGGGUGAAGCACUCUGUGCUCACAGCUUGCAUUUCAGCGUGCUCUAUGGAAAAUAAAGCCUUGGGCUUGGGAAUUAGCCCUUGUGACAGAAGCCCAGGAUUCCUGGGUUCCUGGCCCAGUUCCGCCCACAAGGAGUGACCCUGCAGGAAUCGAAUCCCUCACGCACCAUUCCUAUGGCCUGCAGAAAUGCCACAGGAUUCUGGAUCUGGGCGGUCCUAGCCUUCAGCAGCUUAAGAAACCAUGGCACACUCUCUCUUAAGAUUGCCACUUUCUCUUCAUAUUCUGGCACAGCUUCUUUGCGAUGUGGAGAGAGGCAGGAGGAGGAGGAGGAUAAUAGCAAUGAUGUUAUCCCCGACCUCCUACAGCACGGGAAAAGCUUUUCCUGUUGUGUUUCUGCUUCUUGUGCCAGAUCUGGUUAAUUAAUAGGACACUUGGCGCCUGUAAACAUCCAGUGGUCAUUGGUCUUCCAUAGCUGAGAAUAAUCCCCCCCCAAGAAGCCUGAAUUGCAAACCACACUCCUUGAUCCCCGUUUUUGUUCCUCUUAAAAGCGCAAUCUCACAGGAACACAAGGAGCUAUCUAAUUCCAAGUCAGACCACUUGUCUAUCUAGGUCAGUAUUGUUUACACUGACUAGUAGCACCUCCCCAGGGUUUCAUACUGGGGCUCGUUUCCCAUUCCCACCUGGAGAUGCUGGGGUUCAUUUUUUAAAAAAAAAAAUAUGAUAUUUAUUAAAAUUUCAAAAGAUACAAAAUUUACACAAAGACAAAAAGUAAAAAUACAAAAAGUAAAAAUACAAGAAAAUAAAAAAUACAGAAAAAAGAAUAAAGAAAAAACAAAACAAGUUCAUUAUUUUCAGACCCUUGACUGUCAUUGCCUUCUUUCUUAGACCUCCUCCUCCUCCCUUCCUUUGUAUUCUAGUUAUUAAUUAUCCCAGCAAAUCCUUUCCUUUCCAUGUUUCAUAAAAUUCUAUCAUUACAUUACCCUCGACUAAUUUAAUCCUAUCUUUCUAUAAUAAAAUAAACCUUAAAGUUUAAAACUUAAGUCUUAACCUUACCAGCUUCUUAUAAUCAUAAUAUUCUUUCAUAAUUCUUUAUGCAUCCUUACUAAAGCCAGGUAAUUUCUUCCAACAUUUUUCUAUCAUUCAUCAACUUUAUGAAACAUUCUAAUAAUAAAGAAAAAGAAUAAGAAAGAUAUAGACAAGUCCAAUCUUUAUCCAACGUCCCUUCCUCCUGGUUCCGGGAUUUGUCAGUCCUUAUUCCCAUCAGUCUAACCCGGUAACCUUAUGUCCGAGGCCCUCAGGUCACUUCCAUGGCCCUUCCGUGGCUCUUCUUCAUAUUUGUAACUAUAAUUUCCCUUAUCUCCUCGUGGUAACUCCAGCUUGACAAUGUCUCUUGCUCGUGGUAACUCCAACUUAGUAAUGUUUUUAACCCUUCUCGUCAGAUCAGACCCUUUUCCGUAUUCAUCACUGCAUUCCAUGUAGUGUUUAAAAGCAUGUUCCAAGGGCCCUCCAAAAUUGAGAGCCCCCACAGUCCCAAACAUAUCGCAGCCCAUUACCAUAUUUAAAAAGUCCAGACAUCCCAACAUAGGGGGGUCAAUCCAGCCCCCCAUUUCCAAGCCACACCGAACUUUUCCUUUCCAGAUCUGGCUUUUUCCAAAUUCAUUUGUCCAGUCCAAAGGAUCAUACUCCUGUUGGGUCUGUUCUGUCAAAACACACUCCUGAUUUAAUGCCACAAACUCCUGUUCUGUCAAAACACACUCCUGGUUUGAAUCCUGAGUGGGCUCCACAUGUUUUCCCACAGUCUGGUCAAAACAUUCCACUGCCUGUUUAAGAUUUCUAGUCGAAAUGGCCAUCCAGUUCACCUUAUCAUGUAAUUCUUCCAGUAGAGCAUUUGUUUUGUAAAAAGCGCGCACCAAGGCUUCUGAAAACAUUGUCCUACACAGUCAAACACUUUCCCACGGUUAUUUUGUAACAGCUGUCAAUUCCCUGGAGUUAGUUACAGUUUCAGAAGCUCCCCCUAGGGGGAAGACUUAUGUUUAUUUUUCUACAAAGUUUCCUUUUUUCCCCCAAAAUACUUAAGAUACUUUGUCCAUAUAUAUUCCUUUAGAAUGCGAAAGGGAACAGUGGAAUCACAAAGUUUCUCUUCUUUUAACUGUCUGUCAAGAAACAAUUAUCUUGGUAAACUCACGUCAGUCCUGACACCCCCGCUCCAGGAUCAGGACAGAGGAAAAUAACUUCCUUUUGCAGUUACUUCAAAUAGUCCAAAAAAAAGAUUCCCAAUUUAAAAUGUUGAAAUCCACUCUUUUAAAGACGAUUUUCUGAGCUCUAGUGUAAAUUGCCUUUGCUUUAUUCUAUUUACAAAAGAACGGAAGGGUGACUUCCUGUUUAGCCCUUCCCGCUCCGUACCAAAUUCAAUAGAUUUUUUUAUAGUCCGAUUCUGUCCUUCUCACGAAUCUUUAUUUGAUAUCCCAUUUGUUCAAAUUCUAAGUACUCACGGGUGCUUGUUUUAGAGUCCAAAUUGUCCCAGGAAAGAAGGCAGCGCUCUCCGGCAGUAGCUAUGCGGCUUCACUCCACAGAAAUAGCGAUUGACUCACAGCACCGCGCCUCUUCCCCCUCCUCACUUCGGAGCCCGUUAGUGGGUUCCUUAGCGGAUUGGGGGGGCGCUAAAGGUGCCCGCCGAGUCCCACGGUCACAGGCUUCAUCCGCCUGUGAUUUUGAAGGGGUCCCCGCUUCGCCGUAGCGGAGUAGACCCUGUUUACCGCGGAGCCAGUCCCUCCAGUUCAGAGGGAGUCCGCCAUUGCCGGUGGCGCAACCCCGGAAGUUCGGAGAUGCUGGGGUUCAACCUGGGAUCUUCUGUACGCAAAGCAGAUGUUCUGCCUCUGAGCUGUGACCUUUCCCAGUAUUCAGCUUGUACACACUGUUUGCUUAUGAAAUCACAGAAUUGUAGAGUUGGAAAAGGACCACAAGGGCCAUUUAGUCCAACCCUCUGCAAUGCAGGACUCCUUUUGCCCAAUGUGGGUCUCAAACCUACGACCCUUAAGAGUUUCAUGCUGCACCAACUGAGUUGUCUUAUUGAGAUUUAUAGAUAAUUCCUGGCGUACUCGGUAUUUGCAACUCAAAUUGCCACAGCAGCAUUCUUAAUCUAGGCAGGGGAACGUAUAAAUGUAUAUGCAUAUAACAUUGUCCAGUUAGGUGCUGCUAACAAGCCAAAUCUCUGGGAAACGAGGCCCUAGGCACAAAUGCAUACUAAAGUUAUGCAAACAGGGGAAAUGCCCUAGAAAAAAACUAUGGCUGGCUUCCAAAGGAAAAUGCAAUGAAAACACAGUGUCAUGGCACAGUGUUUGCAGAUACAACAAAGCACACCUAUCUGGUUUUGAGAUUCGAACGCCAGCCCUACUUCUCAUAAUCAAACUAGACAAAGGGGUACACAAGAUUACCUCAGGGACAAAUCAGGCUGUUCAAGUAUUCAGUAGGAACUUGUUGAAUGAUGUAGGGUAAUGAUCUCCCGCUUGAAUCUGCCGUAAGGUUAGGGUGCCUUACACGGUGGGCUCAGGUGCAGAAUCUAGCUUCCUGAGAAUUUCAGCUUUGCAUAUAAGUGUAACUGCAAACACACAUGAGCUUCUGGCCCACAGGUUUGCAAAGAUUUCCUUGAGAAAGCACACGGGCAGAAGAAAUCCAAGAUCUCAGGUGGGUAAUAAUCAAAUGACAUUUCACUGGGCUCUGCACAGCACCUUAGAGCCAAAUCAGAAUAAAUUGUGCUAUAUCAUUGUUGCUUUUUAAGGAGGCAGAAAAUAAUGAAAAACAAGAUGUUCUCAACAGAGGUGUUAUUGAUGCAGUUUGGAUGCCACUGACACAGAAUGUCACAUUUUUUUAACACAGCAGGACCCAGCCCUGAGUUAAGGGUCACUUCAUUGCUUUGUAUAACUAAAACAUGUAUUUCUCAUUUCCCUUUCCCUCUCUACCAGCAACAGCAAUUCACAUUUUGUGAUAGAUUGCCUCUGGACCUGGAGGUUCCAUUAACCUGUAUUUGCUAA
Molecule: messenger RNA, 9576 nt
Organism: Podarcis lilfordi (Lilford's wall lizard)
Lineage: Eukaryota; Metazoa; Chordata; Lepidosauria; Squamata; Lacertidae
Source: the annotation of a GenBank genome assembly